AUGAAGGCUGUUCGUAAUUUGCUGAUUUAUAUAUUUUCCACCUAUCUCCUGGUUAUGUUUGGAUUUAAUGCUGCCCAAGACUUCUGGUGUUCAACGCUGGUGAAGGGGGUCAUUUAUGGAUCGUAUUCUCUAAGCGAAAUGUUUCCCAAAAACUUUACCAACUGCACAUGGACGCUGGAAAACCCAGAUCCAACCAAAUAUAGUAUUUACCUGAAAUUUUCCAAAAAGGACUUUACUUGCUCUAACUUUUCCUUGCUGGCUUACCAAUUUGAUCAUUUUUCACAUGAAAAAAUUAAGGAUCUCUUAAAGAAUAAUCAUUCUAUAAUGCAGCUGUGUGAUUCCAAGAAUGCUUUUGUAUUUCUGCAAUAUGAUAAGAAUUUCAUUCAGAUACGUCGGGUCUACCCCUUUGAUUUCAUAGGAUUAUACAAAAAGGAAGAUGAUAAAAAGUCUUUCUUUGAAUUUUUGGUUUUGAACAAGGUGAGCCCAAGCCAGUUUGGUUGCCAUGUAUUAUGCACUUGGCUGGAGAGCUGCUUGAAAUCUGAGAAUGGGAGAACCGAGUCCUGUGGGAUCAUGUAUACAAAAUGCACCUGCCCUCAGCAUUUAGGAGAAGAAGGGGGAAAUGACCAUUCCAUGGUGUUGCUCAAUAAUGUCGUAUUGCCGCUGAAUGAGCAGACAGAAGGCUGUCUCACCCAGGAACUGCAGACCACCCAGGUCUGCAAUCUCACAAGAGAAGCCAAGCGGCCACCAAAGGAAGAAUUUGGAAUGAUGGGAGAUCAUACAAUUAAAAGUCAGCGACCUCGAUCUGUUCAUGAAAAAAGGGUCCCUCAGGAACAAGCUGAUGCUGCUAAAUUUAUGGCACAAACUGGUGAAUCUGGUGCUGAAGAGUGGGCCCAGUGGAGUACAUGUUCAGUUACUUGUGGUCAAGGGUCGCAGGUGCGAACCAGAACUUGUGUAUCACCUUACGGGACACACUGCAGCGGCCCUUUAAGAGAAUCAAGGGUUUGCAAUAACACUGCCCUCUGUCCAGUACAUGGAGUUUGGGAGGAAUGGUCACCUUGGAGUCUGUGCUCAUUCACAUGUGGUCGAGGCCAAAGAACUAGGACGAGGUCAUGUAUACCUCCUCAGUACGGGGGAAGAUCAUGUGACGGACCUGAAACACAGCAUAAGCCUUGCAAUAUUGCCCUGUGCCCUGUUGAUGGACAGUGGCAAGAAUGGAGUACUUGGAGUCAAUGCUCGGUGACCUGCUCCAACGGCACCCAGCAGAGAAGCCGGCAGUGCACAGCAGCAGCACAUGGAGGCUCUGAGUGCAGAGGUCCGUGGGCAGAAAGCAGGGAAUGUUACAACUCUGAAUGUACAGCUAAUGGUCAGUGGAAUCACUGGGGCCACUGGAGUGGGUGUUCCAAGUCUUGUGAUGGUGGCUGGGAGAAGAGAAUAAGGAUAUGCCAAGGUGCAGCUACUACUGGGCAACAGUGUGAAGGAAGUGGAGAUGAGGUUAGACGGUGUAGUGAACAGCGAUGCCCAGCACCUUAUGAAAUAUGUCCUGAGGAUUAUUUGAUAUCAUUCGUUUGGAAAAGGACGCCGGCAGGGGAUAUGGCAUUCAACCGAUGCCCUCUUAAUGCUACAGGUACCACUAGCAGGCGCUGCUCUCUCAGCCUUCACGGAGUGGCCUUCUGGGAACAGCCGAGCUUUGCUAGAUGCAUAUCAAAUGAGUACAAACACUUGCAGCAUUCAAUUAAAGAACAUCUUGCAAAAGGACAGAGGACGCUGGCUGGUGAAGGAAUGUCUCAGGUGACGAAGACUCUUUUGGAUUUAACUCAAAGGAAGAAUUUUUAUGCAGGGGAUCUUUUAGUUUCUGUGGAAAUUCUCAGAAAUGUUACAGAUACAUUUAAAAGAGCAAGUUACAUCCCUGCAUCCGAUGGCGUUCAGAACUUCUUUCAAAUAGUUAGCAACCUUCUGGAUGAAGAAAACAAAGAAAAAUGGGAAGAUGCUCAGCAGAUCUACCAAGGCUCCAUAGAACUAAUGCAGGUGAUUGAAGAUUUUAUACACAUUGUUGGAAUGGGGAUGAUGGACUUUCAGAAUUCGUACUUAAUGACUGGAAAUGUAG
Molecule: messenger RNA, 2104 nt
Organism: Protobothrops mucrosquamatus (brown spotted pit viper)
Lineage: Eukaryota; Metazoa; Chordata; Lepidosauria; Squamata; Viperidae
Product: adhesion G protein-coupled receptor B3
Exons: 11
Biological process (GO): negative regulation of angiogenesis
Cellular component (GO): plasma membrane
Molecular function (GO): G protein-coupled receptor activity
Source: RefSeq, a predicted model, not a curated record